UUUUCAGGUGUCAUGUCCGAAGAUCACCAAAAUCCACCUUUGAACUACGUUCGCAAUGAAGAUCUAUUUGUCAUAACGUACAUCUACGUAGUUUUCGGUGCUAUAACAUUGUUUUUGAACAUUCCUUUGGCCAUUUAUCUGCUCAAAACUACAAGUAAAAACCAAAAAGAGCUGAUUGUAAUCAUAGCGUUGUCACUGAGUGAUACAGUUUGUGCUGGACAGUUUCUUGCUAUGGGAAUCUAUAGAUUUGUGGUUUGGUUCAGUGAUGUUCUAUUCAUCUCUCAAGCAGCUUGCAACCGAAAUAUCAUAGUAGCCUCUUACCAAAUUUGUAUUCAGAUGGAUAACCUAUUUGGCCUAACGAUUGCAUUAGACCGAUUAUUCGCAGUUCUACUACCGGUACGAUAUAACAAGUGUGGUCCAGGGUACACAUUCUUCAUUGUAACAUCGCCAGUAGCUGUGUCACUGCUCGGAUACUGCAUUCAUCUUCUAGCCAUCAGCCUUUUACCUCCAAAAUUUGUUGACAAUAUUUGUUUCAAUUUCUCGUCCGUCCUUCCAUGGUUCCGAAAUUAUCUGGCAUAUCAAAGAAUGUUGUGUGUUUUUAUACCAAUUAUUAUCUAUUUUUUCAUUUAUAUCAGAAUGAAAUUGAGGUUUCAGAGAUACGGAAAUUCGAACUCUGUACUCAAUAAAGGAAUGCGACAUUUGACAAAGACAGUUUCAUUCAUUACUUUGGCUUCCGUGUUUUUAGUGUUGAUCCCUGAAGUCUGGUGGUACUUUACCUUGUUUGGAGGAAUGGACGCCAGUAUCUAUUUCAUGUUCAUUCUUCUCAAAAAAAUCGUGACGUUCUUCAUACACACAAUUCGUCACCGUGAACUCAUGAAACAUGUACAUAAAGUGUUGCCCAGAAAGUUGACAAAACUCAUCAACUUUGAUGCACAGUCACAUUCAGCAGUUUCAAAAGUGAAAGUUAUAAGGGAAUCGUCUCAUCCAGUGACUACCAGUAUGCGUUGAUGUUUAUUGAAUCAUAAUUAUAAUUUGAAAUAUUUAACUUAAUUAAAACUCUUGGUAAAAGAGAAGUUCAAUUAUUUUGUUGUACAACCAAAUAAAUAAAUGAAUAAUAUUUA
Molecule: messenger RNA, 1121 nt
Organism: Caenorhabditis elegans
Lineage: Eukaryota; Metazoa; Nematoda; Chromadorea; Rhabditida; Rhabditidae
Gene: Y62H9A.10
Product: G-protein coupled receptors family 1 profile domain-containing protein
Exons: 9
Coding region: 13-1008 (331 amino acids)
Biological process (GO): G protein-coupled receptor signaling pathway; signal transduction
Cellular component (GO): membrane
Molecular function (GO): G protein-coupled receptor activity
Source: RefSeq, marked reviewed